Molecule: messenger RNA, 1442 nt
Organism: Triplophysa dalaica
Lineage: Eukaryota; Metazoa; Chordata; Actinopteri; Cypriniformes; Nemacheilidae
Product: glutamate-rich protein 1
Exons: 6
Coding region: 271-1212 (313 amino acids)
Source: RefSeq, a predicted model, not a curated record
GUAAGCUAGGACAACGGCGAGCGGAAGGGUCGUAUAUUUUUUGGGGGGGAAAUACCUGCUAUUUUGAGUAUCGUGCCGUAGAUUAAUACAAUAUUAGUUGUUUGUAUAGUCAAAGUUUAAAUCCUUGAAGGCAGUUAAUUUAAUGCGCUUCUUUCCGCAAUGCGAGUCUCUGUUUACAUCGUUAAACAUGAGUUUCUGAAUAAUUGUAAUGAUUUUCUAUUUUGUAUACGCUCGAGAUUAGAAACAAGACUAUGAAUAUUAGUUGUCGAUAUGUCCCUCAGAAAAGAAACAUUUCAGUCCAAAGUACUGCAGAGACUGUACUCCAGCGAACAGAAGCGGACUGUGCUGCAACCUGCUGCUGCCCAGAAGCAGACCUCACUUGCUCCACCUGCAGAAAAACCUCAGGGCAUCCCACAACAGGAGCCAGGUAAUAAGAAAUGUUCAGCUGUACAGGGCAAGAAGCUCUAUUCUGUACUUCCUCCUCCUGAAGGCUACCUGAUUACCAGCGGGAAUGAAUCCGUCACACCAUCCAAUCCAGAUUCCAUUGGCUCUGAGGACAGCACAGCCGAUGCGGAUGACCAUACCUUACAUGCAAAGAGGAAGAGGAGGAGAAAGCAAAAGAAAAAGGCAAUUCCUGCUACUGCGAUUAAAAAUGCAAGGGAAAUAUCUGCCUCUCCAGCAGAGGGAGCUGUGGAGAGCCAGAAAGAUGCAAAGCCCAGUGAAAAAGAUGACAUCAGAUGCUUAGCAGAGAAGCUCAGCAAAAACAAAAGAAGGAAGAUGAAGAAGAAACGUCACAAAGAGAAGCUCUUCGCACUUGGGCUGGUUCCUCGUUCGAGAGCUCUUGAAUUUACUUACAAACAAAGCGAUGAUGGAGGAACAGAGGAAGAGUUAGAGGAGGUGCUGGAGUUCCUCCAAAACACUCAUGAAAUCUACCUCUCUGACCGCUCCCAAGCUGAGACUGGGCCUCCACUCUCUCUCUCUGCAGUGGAGUCUCUUUUCUCUCAUCUCUCAGGGGAGACCCUCCCUCCUACUGAGAUCACCAGGCUGUGCGGACUCCGAGCUCUGCUGGUAAAGGGUGAAGCGCAGUUAAUAUCAAAGCUACAAGAGUUCAGAGACACAAGCACACUACCUGCAGAUGAAGUUUCAGUUGUCUGUACACUUUUGGAGUAUUGGCUGUCAGAGAUUCUCCCCAUGCAAAGAAAGACGACAUGACACCUCUAAACUGAGCACCUGAAAGGAAAUGAAACUGUAAACAGCCAGCAGGUCUAUGUAAAUAACCCAGACAAACCUGCCGACUCCGAUUAUAAAAUCUAAUUAUGAAAGAGAACUUUAGUCAUGCUGUUCAGAUUUACCAUUAAGGAAUUCAAGAAACACUCGACAGUUCCGCUAACCCUAGAAUGAUACUUAACUUUAUUGCUUAUUAAAAAGAAAUUUUAAACUUU